AUGAAGUUAGCAACUAUUUUUUUAGCCGCUUCAACUCUUGCUUCAGUUGUCGUUGGCUCUACUAUUCCAGGUGCCCGUCAAAUUAAAAGACACAUUGAAAAUAGAGCUGGUAAUUACUUGGAUCAAACUUACGCUGAUUUAUCUGAUGUUGAAACUGAUUUCAUUAACGAUCAUAUCAAAAACUUAACCAAUUUCAAUGGUACCAAAUGUAAUGCUUGUAAAAACAAGAUUAAAUAUGGUCAAACCUUACUUAACGAAUACCCUGAUCAAUCUCAUUUAAUCAGUUUACUUUUAUUCAAAUACUGUGUGGUUUCAAAUAAUGGUACUGAAUCUAAAUGUGAUAACAAUGAUUUUUUCGUCACUACCAAUUCUAAAAAUUUUGAAAAAUUUACAGAUGAAUUUGAUUCUGGUGUUGGUACUAUUGGUAGUGUGAACUUUUAUGAUAAUGAUUUCUUACAUUUAUUAAAGAAUUUCAAUGUUUCAAGUGAUUUAGAUUUAACUUACUAUUGUUACUAUAAAGGAAGUGUUUGUGAUUUACCUGAAACUCCAGAUGUUAAUGAAUUAUAUGGCGUUGAUACUUGGUAUCCUGCUAAAUUACCUCAAUAUAAUUCUGAACCAAACUAUACCAACAACACUGAAAGAUUUAAUGUUCUUCAUAUUACUGAUUUCCAUCUUCAACAACACUAUAAAGUUGGUUCUGAAAGUAAUUGUUCCGCUACUCCAUGUUGUUUACCAGCAUCUGUUGCUGCCACUUUACCAGGUCCUUCUUAUAAUUUCACUUCUGGUUAUACAGUUCUUGAUACUGAAAUUACUAAAGGUCUUUCUUUCUACCCAGAUGCUUAUUAUGAUGAGAAUGAUGUUUAUCAUCCUGGUGAUUAUUAUGAUUUCCCAUUACAUCGUGGAUGGAACUUUGAAAGUCUUCCAGCCACUUCAUUCGGUGGUUACUUAUGUGAUAUUCCAGAACUUUUAUUAAACAAUUCUUUGAAAUAUAUUAGUGAUUUCUACGCUGAUAAUUCUACUAAUGAUUUCGAAUUCGUUGUCUUCACUGGUGAUGUUGUUGAUCAUUAUCUUCCAGGUUGUACUCCAAACUUGACUCUUUCUGAAGAAAAGAGAACUUUUGAAAUCAUGAAACAUUUCUUAAAGGGUACUCCAGUUUUCCCAACUCUUGGUAAUCAUGAUACUUUCCCAUAUGGUCAACUUUCUCCAAUCAGUUAUGCUUUCAAUAACUCCUAUGACUGGAAUGAAGAUGAUGUUAAUCAAUUAUGGAUUGGUAAUGGAUGGUUAAACGGUACUAACAUUACUACCCUUAACUCUCAUUACUCUGGUUUCUCUUAUGUUACUCCAAGAGGAUUGAAAGUUAUUUCCUUAAACUCUAAUGCUUACUACCAAAAGAAUUUAUGGUCUUAUAUUGAUUUAUCAACCAAUGGUGAUGCAUUCGGUCAAUGGGAAUUCUUAAUCAAUGAAUUAGUUGAAAGUGAAAAGAUUGGACAAAGAGUUUGGUUAAUGGCUCAUAUUCCAACUUCUGACUCAGAUGCUUUACCAUUACAAUCCAGAAUUUUUGGUCAAAUUAUUGAAAGAUUCUCUCCAUACACUAUUGCCAAUAUUUUCUUUGGUCACACCCAUAUGGAUCAAUUCCAUAUUCUUCACUCAAGUAAUGGUACUAAUGCCGGUGCUGAUAUUAUCAACAUGGCUUGGGUUUUACAAUCUAUUACUUCUAUUCAAUACUUGAAUCCAUCAUGGAGAUAUUAUGAAGUUGAAAAUGAAUCUUUCAAUAUCAUGAAUUCUUACAAUUACUUUACUAGAUUAAAUGAAACUUUCGGUAAUGCCGGUGCUGAACCAGCUUGGAAUUAUGAAUAUUCCGCUAGAGAUGUUUAUGAUCCACAAGGUGAAUGGCCACUUUCUUCCCCACUUAAUGCCACUUUCUGGAACAAUUUCGUCUUACAAAAGAUUGCUAACCAAUCUGAUAUUGAAUUCAAUCAAUUAUACAUGGAUUACCAAUAUAGAUUCUCUCCUCAAGUUCCAAAAUGUGCCAAUGGUACUAAAGUUUCUACCGCUUGUUACAACGGUAAUUACUGUGUUCUUUCAAGUUUCUUCUCUGAUGAUUACAUUAAUUGUCAAAUUUAA
Scheffersomyces coipomensis is the source of this 2124-nucleotide messenger RNA. RefSeq lists its product as uncharacterized. Bases 1 to 2124 code for a protein of 707 amino acids. Lineage: Eukaryota; Fungi; Ascomycota; Pichiomycetes; Serinales; Debaryomycetaceae. The record is from RefSeq and is a predicted model, not a curated record. The transcript has a single exon. Gene Ontology annotation, molecular function: phosphoric diester hydrolase activity.